This is a messenger RNA of Trichoderma atroviride IMI 206040, 372 nucleotides long. RefSeq lists its product as uncharacterized. The record is from RefSeq and is a predicted model, not a curated record. Lineage: Eukaryota; Fungi; Ascomycota; Sordariomycetes; Hypocreales; Hypocreaceae.
UUCCGUUUGAUCACGCUAUCGCCAGGCCGAUGGGGCGAUGAAAUCCGUUGCACGCUCAAGGCUUACGACAGAAUUGACAACUGUUAUCCUCCAUACAAGGCCUUGUCAUAUGUCUGGGGGCGUUGGAGACGACGAAGCCCCCCAGAAAUCCUGGUCAAUGACAACAAAGUUGAAGUGACGACGAAUCUUGAAAUCGCCCUGAAACAUUUGCGAGAGCAAAAUGAAGAAACUGUUUUCUGGAUUGAUGCACUGUGCAUUGACCAAAGCAACAUCGCGGAGCGGUCAUCGCAGGUUGCUCAGAUGCGCGAGAUCUACAGCGGAGCGAGCGAAGUAAUUAUAUUUCUCGGACAUGGGUUGGAACACAGCGUACUC